AUGGCGGAUCUGACUUGUACAACACCUUUUGUGUUAUAUCCAUUACUCGUCAUCAUCCUCUUCUUCUACUCCCUUAACCACCGUACCGGAUUUCUAUCCUCCGUCAUCGACGACGAACCUUCUUGUCGUAAUCUCUCAUCUCCGUCUUCUCCUGAAUCAUCAGUUCUUUCUACCUUCAGAUUCUUCCCUUUACGUUCUUCAUCAUCAUGUCUCAACAACUCUACGUCAGAAGAUACGGUGGUAGACGAAGCGGCGGAGAGAAUCGAAGAAGGUUUGGCUAUGGCGAGAGCCGCCAUAAAGAAAGCCGGAGAAGUGGAUCUCCGUCGUCGUGGUGAUCGGAGGAAUAGUUCAGAUUCGAGAUUCGCGGCAAAUGGAUCUAUCUAUCUUAACGCUUUUACUUUUCAUCAGAGCCACAAAGAGAUGGAGAAGAGAUUUAAGAUAUGGGCAUAUAGAGAAGGAGAAGCUCCUCUGUUUCACAAAGGUCCACUCAACGAUAUCUACGCUAUUGAAGGCCACUUCAUGGACGAGAUCGAGAACGGAAAAAGCCGCUUUGCCGCAGCUUCACCGGAGGAAGCAACCAUGUUCUACAUCCCUGUAGGGAUCGUCAACAUCAUACGUUUUGUCUAUAGGCCUUACAUUACCUAUUCACGUGACCGUCUCCAAAACAUUGUCAAAGACUACAUCUCUCUCGUCUCUGACCGUUACCCUUACUGGAACCGAAGUCACGGUGCUGACCAUUUCUUCCUCUCCUGUCACGAUUGGGCACCUGAUGUUUCAGCGGUAGAUCAAGAACUAUACAAGCAUUUCGUCAGAGCUCUUUGUAAUGCUAAUGCAUCAGAGGGAUUCAUCCCCAUGAGAGACGUUUCAUUACCUGAGAUCAAGAUUAAAUACGACAAACUAGGGCUUACACACAACGGAGAACCACCUCAUAACCGCAAACUAUUAGCGUUUUUCGCGGGAGGGUCUCACGGAGAAGUCAGGAAAGUACUUUUCAAACACUGGAAAGGAAAGGACAAAGACGUACUUGUCUACGAGUAUCUCCCAAAGUCAAUGAGCUACACGAAACUUAUGGAUAAAGCAAAGUUUUGUCUGUGUCCUAGCGGUUGGGAAGUGGCGAGUCCAAGAAUCGUGGAGUCUCUUUACUCAGGGUGUGUUCCGGUCAUCAUAGCUGAUUCUUACGUUCUUCCGUUUAGCGACGUGUUGAACUGGAAGAUGUUUUCACUUCAUAUUUCUGUGGCGAAGAUACCUGAGAUUAAGAAGAUUUUGGAAGCGAUUACGGAAGAAGAGUACUUGGAGAUGCAGAAGAGAGUUCUAGAGGUUAGGAAACACUUUGUGGUGAACAGACCAUCGAAGCCAGCAUGUUCUGUUUAUAAUGGUGACGACCAAGACUCUGUUUUACUCUACCCUGAGCUUCUUUUCUCUCCAUUGAACAAGUCUCUUGCCAUGAAAGCCUUUGAUUCGUCUGAUGUUGUCUCUGUUAGAGAAUACAAAGUUAAAGAUAGUCUCUCCUCCACUCUUCAGAGCAUUUUUGAUAAGUAUGGUGACAUUGCAUCAGAGUCCAAGCUCCAAUCUCUUUCCACACGGACAUACCAUCUUGAGAUGCUAGCUGAGGUUGUUGCUGAGCUUCAGUCAACGCCUCUGCGUCGGCUGUCUGAAUCAAGAGCCAAAGAGAUUCUAGAGAUCGUCAAGGACAUAGAGACAGCAAAGAUCCGAGUAAGUUGGCUCCGGUCUUUUCUUGAGGAAGUUGUUGAGGCAACCAGGUUUAUAAAAAGACACGAUACUGUAGCUGGAGACAAAGAGGCGUGCGAACAAGGUUUGGUGCUUGCGAAGCAAGACAUGGAGUUGAGCUUAAAGAAGCUUGCAGACAAGGAAAAAGAGACGAGGGAGUUUCGGGAGAGGUUGAUGAAGACAACAGGGAAACUGGGGUCUUUGGAGAUGAAGCGGUCGUGUCUCGACAAGAGAUUCGAGUUUUUGAGAUCAAAGGUCGAAAAGUUUCAGGAUCAAUCUGUUUUUAUGGACAUUUUAUGA
Molecule: messenger RNA, 2028 nt
Organism: Eruca vesicaria subsp. sativa (arugula)
Lineage: Eukaryota; Viridiplantae; Streptophyta; Magnoliopsida; Brassicales; Brassicaceae
Source: the annotation of a GenBank genome assembly